Knipowitschia caucasica is the source of this 663-nucleotide messenger RNA. The record is from the annotation of a GenBank genome assembly. Lineage: Eukaryota; Metazoa; Chordata; Actinopteri; Gobiiformes; Gobiidae.
AUGAUGGUGACGACAUCAGGCAAACCGCCGACAACUCUGCCACGAUCUGAAGAGGAAGAGGAGGAAAAGGAGACAGAGGAGAGAGAGGAGGAAGAGGGGGAAGAGGAGACAGAGGAGGAAGAGGGUAAAGAGGAGACAGAGGAGGAAGAGAAGGAAGAGGAGGAAGAGGAGAGAGAGGAGGAAGAGGAGACAGAGGAGAGAGAGGAGGAAGAGGGGGAAGAGGAGAAAGAGGAGGAAGAGAGUAAAGAGGAGACAGAGGAGGAAGAGAAGGAAGAGGAGACAGAGGAGAGAGAGGAGGAAGAGGGGGAAGAGGAGACAGAGGAGGAAGAGGGUAAAGAGGAGACAGAGGAGGAAGAGGAGACAGAGGAGAGAGAGGAGGAAGGGGGGGAAGAGGAGGAAGAGGAGGAAGAGGAGAAAGAGGAGGAAGAGGAGAAAGAGGAGGAAGAGGAGGAAGAGGAGAAAGAGGAGAAAGAGGAUGAAGAGGAGGAAGAGGGAGAAGAGGAGGAAGAGGGAGAAGAGGAGGAAGAGGAGGAAGAGGAGAAAGAGGAGGAAGAGGAUGAAGAGGAGAAAGAGGAGGAAGAGGAUGAAGAGGAGAAAGAGGAGAAAGAGGAGGAAGAGGGGAAAGAGGGGAAAGAGGAGGAAGAAGAGGAAGAGGAGAAAUAG